Theobroma umbraticum is the source of this 1004-nucleotide messenger RNA. RefSeq lists its product as uncharacterized. NCBI's taxonomy places the organism in Eukaryota, Viridiplantae, Streptophyta, Magnoliopsida, Malvales, Malvaceae. The record is from RefSeq and is a predicted model, not a curated record.
UCUUGAUUCAUUUCUUUCUUCCGCGUUCAUCCCACCUCAAUAAAUAUUUUAAACUUUUUUUUUUCAUAUUAAUUUCAUAAAUAAUUGACCCCGUCAAGACCCGACCAACUCCAAAACCCCAAAUUUUCCCUCUUCUCUGUCUCUUCCUCCCCUCUGCCGGUAGCGGCAAAGAAGAGAAACGAAGAACCCCGAAAUCCGGCCGUAACAGUUUUCUGUUUUUUGCUCGAAACCAAGUGGGGAGAAGAAAGAAGAAGUAAACAAGAAAAAUGGGUUUCAUGUCAUUUGUGGGACGAGUUUUGUUUGCUUCUAUUUUUAUUCUCUCCGCUAGGCAAAUGUUCAAUGAAUUUGGGGUUGAUGGCGGGCCUGCAGCAAAGGAAUUGAUACCAAAGGUUGAUCUUGCUAAGAAACAUAUAUAUUCUCAACUCCAUGUAAAUUUGCCAGAUAUUGAAGUUAGACAAUUAGUCGCAGCUGCCAUUGCUUUGAAGGGACUUGGUGGCAUUCUAUUUGUAUUUGGCCAUGGCUUUGGAGCCUUUCUCCUGGGUGCCUACUUGCUGGUUAGCACUCCUCUUCUCUAUGACUUCUACAACUAUGGUCCCAAUGAACCUCAAUACUCUGCUCUGCUCAGUGAUUUCGUGCAGUGUGUUGCACAAUUUGGUGCAUUACUUUUCUUCUGGGGGAUGAAGCACUCAAUACCUAAGAGGCAACUGAAGAAGAAGGCCCUGAAAUCGAAAGCUGCUUAGAUUUAUUGAAGAAGUAGCUGGUGAAGAUUGGAAAGUUCUUCAAGUCUUGAUAUUUAAAUGAUGUCAAGUAGUGGCUGUGCAGCACCAGAUAAUGUUUUGCAGAUCUACCAAAUAUUGAUUGCAUCCCAAUUUUAGGAGUUGUUAAGUUUUUAUUGGUUCUUUAUUCACCAGAACGUUUGAAAAAUUGAAUGGAUUGCUCCUUGUUUAUUUUCUAUGACAAUUUGAUUUUGAGUUCAAAAAUUAGGGUUUUGAUGACUACUUAUA